Molecule: messenger RNA, 799 nt
Organism: Penaeus vannamei (Pacific white shrimp)
Lineage: Eukaryota; Metazoa; Arthropoda; Malacostraca; Decapoda; Penaeidae
Source: RefSeq, a predicted model, not a curated record
GGUUUCGUACCUGGGUCUCCCUCCAAACUCCGUAAAGUGUCCAGUGUUUAAGGGUAAUUAAUUGUGUAAGAUGUCGCUCCAGAGAUGUUCCCGUGCUUUACUGACAGGUGCUGCUGUUCUAAGGACUGUUUCUUGUCAACAGAUUCGACAUAAAAGCCAGGUUUGCACACACACCCGCAGCCUGAACCUCGCCGCCGCAGCCAAAACCCUUCUGGAACCACCACCAGCAGGUACAGCUGUGGUUGGCACUGUCACCGGUACAGACACACUGCGAGUUGGGUUCAGUGACGGCAGUGCCAGAGAGAUCAAUUACACCUGGCUGAGGGGUAACUGCAGGUGCCACAGUUGCCUUCGUGGUGCCACUGAGGGACGUCUGGCCUCAGGGGAACAAAGCCCAGAGGUUCACCCGGAGAUUAUUCAGAGUAACGUACACGGGAUAGUGGUGGACUGGAGCGACGGACACAUAAGCAAAUACCCCGGCCAGUGGCUCUAUGAUACGGCCACUUCUUCACCCACUGAGCAAAAGGUUCUUCGUCUGCAGCAACUUUAUGCUGUGUGAAGCACUCGAAGCCUGAGGUUGUAGGAAGCCUCAAAGACGCCGCUGAAGAUGAGGGAGACGGACCUCGAGAAGGAUGAAGAUCAAGGAGGUUUCCUUCUGACCCGAAAGGAAUCUGCCGGAGUCGAUCCGCUCUUCGCUGCUGAUUCUCUGUCUCUCUCUCUCUCUCUGUCUCUUUGUCUGUCUGUCUAUCUGUAUGUUUCUAUCUGUCUCUUGACUGUCCUCUCUGCUCUGUUUCUCUCU